Messenger RNA from Neoarius graeffei (lesser salmon catfish), 1211 nucleotides. RefSeq names its product CD79b molecule, immunoglobulin-associated beta (gene cd79b). Gene Ontology annotation, cellular component: external side of plasma membrane; B cell receptor complex. The record is from RefSeq and is a predicted model, not a curated record. Lineage: Eukaryota; Metazoa; Chordata; Actinopteri; Siluriformes; Ariidae. Bases 108 to 779 code for a protein of 223 amino acids. Gene Ontology annotation, biological process: B cell receptor signaling pathway; B cell differentiation. The transcript has 5 exons.
GCUAUACAUCUCUCUCUCUCUCUCUCUCUCUCUCUCUCUCUCUCUAACAUUCUCUUCUUUAUGAAAUUCAUCUCAUACACACUGUUGUGCAUGUCAGAGUUUCUUGGAUGAAAGUCCAACUCAAUGAGAUCAUGAACUACAUGCUUUUCAGUUGUUUUCUGCUGUUGAUGGUAAACCUCUCAGUCGCAGCUGAUUUUCAAGUUCAGCAGAAGCCCAGGUUUUAUGGCGUCAAAGUGGGAACGCAAGUGUUAUUUAAAUGUUCUGCUUCUGAUCCCACCCUUGGUGAGGCAGUGAUGACGUGGCACAAGAUUGAAAAAUAUGAAGAGGACAAAGUGUAUAAUGGUCAAAUGCAUCAAAUUGAGAAUGACAGAGCAUCUAAGCUUUCAGGUCAAAUGAGGGGUCACUUAAGGAUCAUCAAUGUACAGGUCAAAGACAGCGGAAUUUACUACUGCAAGAUGAACCAGACUUGGGGACCUGGAACACAGCUACAAGUAUUCAGAUAUCACAAACGAGAAGUGGUUGAAUGGAGGAAUGACAUGAAAGACAUAAUCAUUUUGCUUCAGGGUUUCCUCCUCAUGGCGUGUAUAAUCAUUCCCUUGAUCUGGUAUUACAGACUGCAGCAAAAAGAGGAAGCUGUAUAUGAAGAGCCUGAGCAUGAUCAUACAUAUGAGGGUUUGGAGAUCGGGCACUCUGCAGACCUCUAUGAAGACCUAACUGCAUUUGUUCAAAACCCAGAUACAGAUGCAUCCUGGGAAAUUGAAUCUCCAGAGCAAGAGUGAUAAAGUUGUAAUGCAGAGUACAUAUCAUGUAGUAGAGAAAUUGAACUACAUUAUUUUUUUGGAGAAACAUUUUUUGUGGGCAGAAAAAUCAUGAUUACAUCAGAGCAAUACAUAUACAACAUAUAAAAAAUGAUGCAUAGUACACAAAGUAUUUUUUUUUUAUUUACAUCAUGUACCAUGCUUAAUUUUUCCUAUAUCCAUGCUAUAUAAUAUAUAAUAUAAUAAGCUUUUCAUUUGUGUAGUACUUAGUUACUUUUGUAUUCUUUUGUUUCAUUAAAUGGCAACCUCUGCUUUUUUUUUUUUAAUUCACCAGCUUAAGCUUGGUUUGUUGAAACUAUUCAUUUUAUGGUGCUCUGUAUAUUAGUAAUGAAAGUUGAUUUGUUUGUUUGUUUGUUUGUUUGUUUGUUUGUUUGUUUGUUUUUUCAAUACAAU